AUGGAUAUUCUGACGCACAGCGCGGACUUCGCACUCCAUCCCCUGGCAUGGCCCAUGCUGGCCAACACGGAGGUAAGCGAGGGCGCAGUGCCAGGUGGAAUGUCCUUGCCCAAGGGCGUCACACCUUUGGGAGCUGGCAUCGUGGCCGUGGUCGUCAUCAUUGCCAUUUCGGUGAUUUCCAUCUUUCUGGGCGCGCUCCUCGCGCAGAAGAACACGGCCACCGGCAAGAUCUUCAAGCUUGCAGCCAGCGAGUACAAAAUCCUCAUUCCGGCCACCUUCAGCCUUUAUCUCAACAGUGCCUUGUUCAUGCUUCUGCCGUAUUAUGGCGGACGAUUCGUCGAAAUGGUCGGCAGUCAGGAAGGAGUGUCGAUGGAUGCGCUUAACCAGGUGACCGCCGAAAUCCUGGUCGUUGCCGUCGCUUCUUCACUCACCUCCAUGAUCCGAGGGGCCUUGUUCGUCCUCGCCGGCGAGCGCAUCGUCUGCGAGCUGAGGAAGCAGGUUUUCCGAGCGCUGCUCCGCCAAGAGAUUGCCUUCUUCGAUGUGCAGACCACUGGGGCACUGGUGUCGCGGUUGACAAAUGACACCGGCACUUUGCAGAAUGCCGCGAGCUCGAACAUCUCCAUUUUCCUUCGCAGCAGCGCGAGCCUGCUGUUGUCCGUGAUCGUGAUGCUCGUGACUUCUUGGAAACUGACCUUAGCUAUGCUCGUCACAGUGCCAGUCGUUAGCAUUUUGGCCGUGUUCAUGAGUCAGAUCUCCCAGCGCGUGAGCAAGAAGUAUCAGGAUGAGACUGCCGAAGUCGGAAAUCUGGCCUCUGAGACUUUUGGCAAUCUUCGCACAGUCCGUGCUUUCAGCUCCGGGGAAAAGCUGAUGGACAAGAAGUAUUGUGCUGCAAGUGACCUCGUCUACCGAUAUGGACGACAGCGAUCGAUGAUCUACGGAGCAUGGUCUGGCGUAGUCGGCAUGCUCUUCUUCGUGGCUUUCACCAUUGUGCUCCGGUACGGUGCGACCCUCGUCCACGAGGGAGAGAUGACCUCCGGGCAGCUGAUCUCCUUUGUCCUCUACACGGUCAGCUUGUCCGGCUCUGUGGCCAUGCUUGGCAGCAUCAUGCCCAGCUUCGCUUCCGCCAUUGGUGCAACAGUGAAAAUCUUCGAGAUCAUCGACCGGGAACCGGCCCAAGUGGAGGGCCAAGUGGAUCCUGGCGAGUGCCGGGGAAAAGUGGAGUUCCAGGGCGUCUCCUUUGCUUACGUCACUCGCCCAGACCAACAGGUCUUGAAAAAGGUCAGCUUCACUGCCGAGCCGAACCAGGUCGUGGCCCUGGUGGGUCAGUCUGGCAGCGGCAAGAGCAGCUGUGUUUCGCUGCUGCAGCGACUCUAUGACUGCCAGGAAGGCAUGGUGAAGAUUGACGACGUCGAUGUCAAGCAGCUGAAGUAUUCAUAUCUUCGCCGCCACAUCGCCGUGGUCUCGCAGGAGCCAAUCCUGUUUGCCAUCAGCGCCAGAGAGAAUAUCGCGUUUGGAGUCGAGGAGAUCAACGAGAACAAGCUCAUGGAGGCAGCAAAGCUGGCGAACUGCCAUGGCUUUAUCUCAGACUUCACUGAGGGCUACGUGCCCUGGCUGCAACAGCCAAGGGGUGGGUAUCCCCAGAGCUGCAGUUGGCAAGUCGAAGCCGGGAAGACUGAGCCGUUGAGCCCGAAGAACCUGUAG
Symbiodinium sp. CCMP2592 is the source of this 1701-nucleotide messenger RNA. NCBI's taxonomy places the organism in Eukaryota, Dinophyceae, Suessiales, Symbiodiniaceae. The record is from the annotation of a GenBank genome assembly.